AUGCUUUUGUCAAAGGGUGAGCGCCCGUGCCCCAAAAGUUGUCGUUGUGAUGGAAAAAUUGUCUACUGUGAGUCAAGCGCCUUUCGUGAUGUCCCCAAGAACCUCUCAGGAGGCUGCGAGGGCUUGUCUUUACGGUACAACAGCCUCGCCAGUCUUCGUGCAGGCCAGUUUGUAGGCCUCAACCACCUCAUCUGGCUCUACUUGGACCAUAAUUACAUUGCCUCUGUGGAUGCAAUGGCCUUCCAGGGGGUCCGCAGACUUAAAGAGCUGAUCCUGAGUUCCAACAAGAUCACAUCGCUCCACAACACCACAUUCCACCCUGUCCCUAAUUUGCGUAACCUGGACCUGUCGUACAAUAAAUUACAAGCCUUGCAGCCUGGGCAGUUCCAGGGGCUGCGGAAGCUUCUCAGCCUUCACAUACGCUCAAACUCUCUAAAAAUUGUCCCAGUGCGUCUGUUCCAAGAUUGCAGAAAUCUUGAGUUUCUCGAUCUGGGUUACAACCGAUUGCGCAGUAUCACCAGGAAUGCAUUUUCAGGCCUUGUCAAGCUCACUGAGCUGCAUCUGGAGCAUAACCAAUUCUCAAAGAUCAAUUUCUCUCACUUUCCUCGCCUCUACAAUCUGCGGGCUCUCUACUUGCAGUGGAAUCGCAUUCGCUCAAUGAGCCAGGGCCUGACCUGGACCUGGGCCUCCAUCCAGAAACUAGAUCUAUCUGGGAAUGACCUGACGGAAGUAGAUGCUGUGGUUUACCAAUGCCUACCCAACCUGCAGACCCUCAACCUGGACUCCAACAAGUUGACCAAUGUUUCUCAGGAGGUGGUUGAUGCCUGGAUCUCUUUGACUAUGAUUAGCUUAGCUGGGAAUGUAUGGGACUGUGGCCCUGCCAUUUGUCCUCUGGUGGCCUGGCUGAGAAACUUUAGAGGGGCAAAGGAGACAACAAUGAUUUGUGCCUCCCCCAAGAAAGCCCAGGGUGAGAAAGUGAUGGAUGCUGUCGAAGCUUUUGGCGUUUGUCAAUCAAACCCGGCAACGACACCCACAGUGAGUAUUCCUCCAAACCCUUCCAGUGUCCCUGUGCAGACCGACCGUCGCCCGGCCAUUCUGGCUUCACCCACCGGUUCUGGAAAGAGAAGCGAGGGAUCCCUUAGGGGUCCCACAUCAUCAGCAGUUACUCCACCUGUGGCACUUCCCCCAGAGCAAGACUUGGAGCCCGUGUCCUUCCAUAAAAUUGUGGCUGGAAGCGUUGCCCUUUUUCUAUCCGUUGCGAUGAUCCUGUUGGUGAUCUACGUGUCCUGGAAGCGCUAUCCCAGCAGUGUCAAGCAGCUGCAGGAGCAUUCGGCAGCAGCCCGCAAACGUCGCAAGAAAGCUAGAGAGACGGAGCGCACCCUGAGCUCUCCCCUGCAGGAGUACUAUGUGGACUACAAGCCCACCAAUUCUGAGGCCAUGGAUGUGCUUGUCAAUGGGACCGGACCAUGCACCUAUACCAUCUCAGGCUCCCGAGAAUGCGAGGUAUGA
This is a messenger RNA of Stegastes partitus (bicolor damselfish), 1509 nucleotides long. Its product is annotated as leucine-rich repeat transmembrane neuronal protein 4-like. The transcript has 2 exons. The coding region runs from base 1 to 1509 and encodes 502 amino acids. The record is from RefSeq and is a predicted model, not a curated record. Gene Ontology annotation, biological process: positive regulation of synapse assembly; axonogenesis. Gene Ontology annotation, molecular function: protein binding. Lineage: Eukaryota; Metazoa; Chordata; Actinopteri; Pomacentridae.